Molecule: messenger RNA, 6069 nt
Organism: Artibeus jamaicensis (Jamaican fruit-eating bat)
Lineage: Eukaryota; Metazoa; Chordata; Mammalia; Chiroptera; Phyllostomidae
Gene: NUAK1
Product: NUAK family kinase 1
Exons: 7
Coding region: 887-2890 (667 amino acids)
Biological process (GO): intracellular signal transduction; microtubule cytoskeleton organization; protein phosphorylation
Cellular component (GO): cytoplasm
Molecular function (GO): ATP binding; tau-protein kinase activity; protein serine/threonine kinase activity
Source: RefSeq, a predicted model, not a curated record
AGCCUCUUCCCCAGCUCUGGGUUGGAGGCCGCGGAGACACCUAAAAGAAUGAAGGGGCGCCCGAGCCCGUGGCGCCCCCAGCCGGAUCGCGAGCGGGCCCCGGCGGCCCCCGGCUCGGCGCACUCUCGGGUGCCGGGCCCCCGGGCUCGGCGAGCAGCCGCCGCCCGGGCGCGAGCAAGAAGGCAGGGCGAGCAGCCGGAGCAGGAGGAGGCAGUGGCAGCGUCGGCGGCAGUGGCGGGCCCGCGGUAGCUGCGGUGGACGAGCCCGGGGCUGGGGCGCCUGGGCGUGGAACCCCCGAUCCCCGUCUCAGCCAAGCGAGGAUAAAGCCCCCUGGCCGCUCCUGCAGCCUACACCGUGCGGCACAAAGGGCAAGCUGCGACACGCACCCAUCCCCCUCUCAGCUCGGGGUGGCCCGCGGCCCGGGGUGGCAGGAGUGAGGUGGGGGAAGCCGCUCCGCCCCUCGCUCCCCCUCCCCCGGGACCCGGCGAGCGCGCCGCCCCGCCCCCGCCCGUCUGCCCGUCCUCCGGGGGAGGGGUCGGGGGGCGCGGCGCCCACAUAACACUCCCCCUACUGCGCUCGGAGCCACCCCUCUCCCCUCCCUCCUGCAAACACCACCGCCUCUCCUGCCACCGCCGCCACCUCGCCCGACGCUCCGCAGCUCGCCGCGGCCGGUGGGCGGUGCGCGGACCGUGCGCGCCGGGGGCGCCAGAUGUGCAGUCCCCGCCGCCGCCAGUGACCCAGCUGCAGCCCUAGAGGGAUCCGGCCGCCUCUCCAAUGCUGUGGGAGCGGCCCUGAGCGCACCCCGACUUCCUUCGGCGGGGACCCCGAAACCCAGAGCACUGUGCCGGGUCCUGCCUUUUCCAUCACGCUCACCUCGAGUUUGGACAUGGAGGGGGCCGCUGCGCCCGCGCCCCGGGAUGGUCACGACUUGGUGCCGGGGUCGCCGGGCUCUCCCCUGGAGGCGGUGGCGGGGGCGACCGCAGCCCCCGCAGCGGCGGCCCCGGAGCCCAGAAAGCCGCACGGGGUGAAGCGGCAUCACCACAAACACAACUUGAAGCACCGCUAUGAGCUGCAGGAGACCCUGGGCAAAGGCACCUACGGCAAAGUCAAGAGGGCCACCGAGAGGUUUUCUGGUCGAGUGGUUGCUAUAAAGUCCAUUCGUAAGGACAAAAUUAAGGAUGAGCAAGACAUGGUUCACAUCAGACGAGAGAUCGAGAUUAUGUCAUCCCUCAACCAUCCUCAUAUCAUCAGUAUUUAUGAAGUGUUCGAGAACAAAGACAAGAUUGUGAUCAUCAUGGAGUACGCCAGCAAAGGAGAGCUGUACGACUACAUCAGCGAGCGGAGGCGCCUCAGCGAGAGGGAGACCAGACACUUCUUCCGGCAGAUCGUCUCCGCCGUCCACUAUUGUCACAAGAACGGUGUGGUCCACCGGGACUUGAAGCUGGAAAAUAUACUGCUGGAUGACAACUGCAAUAUUAAGAUUGCCGACUUCGGGCUCUCCAACCUGUACCAGAAGGACAAGUUCCUGCAGACGUUUUGUGGCAGCCCCCUCUACGCAUCUCCUGAAAUUGUCAACGGGAGGCCUUACCGAGGGCCAGAGGUGGACAGCUGGGCCCUGGGCGUGUUGCUUUACACUCUCGUGUAUGGAACAAUGCCCUUCGAUGGUUUCGAUCACAAAAACCUCAUCCGGCAGAUCAGCAGCGGAGAGUACCGGGAGCCCACGCAGCCCUCAGAUGCUCGAGGACUCAUUCGGUGGAUGCUGAUGGUGAACCCUGAUCGCCGGGCCACCAUCGAGGACAUCGCCAACCACUGGUGGGUGAACUGGGGCUACAAGAGCAGCGUCUGUGACUGCGAUGCCCUUCACAACUCCGAGUCCCCACUCCUGGCUCGGAUUAUCGACUGGCACCACCGUUCUACGGGGCUACAGGCUGAGACUGAAGCCAAAAUUAAGAGCCUGGUGAAACCCGGGGCUUCGGAGGUCAUGCUGGAGCGGCAGCGGUCGCUGAAGAAGUCCAAGAAAGAGAAUGACUUUGCCCAGUCUGGCCAGGACUCGGUGCCCGAAAGCCCAUCCAAGCUGAGUUCCAAGAGACCCAAGGGGAUCCUGAAGAAGCGAAGCAACAGCGAGCAUCGCUCUCACAGCACCGGCUUCAUCGAAGGUGUCGUCGGUCCUGCCUUACCCUCUGCUUUCAAGAUGGAGCAGGACCUGUGCCGGACUGGCAUGCCCCUCCCGAGCUCCCCUGAGGCAGAGGUGCCAGGUAAACUCAGCCCCAAACAGUCAGCCACCAUGCCCAAGAAAGGCAUCUUGAAAAAGACGCAGCAGAGAGAAUCGGGUUACUACUCCUCCCCAGAGCGCAGUGAGUCCUCGGAGCUGCUGGACAGUAACGACGGGAUGGGCAGCGGCAUUCCGUCCCCUAGCCCUCCGGACCCAGCCCGGGCGACUGCCCACAGCCUCUCCUGCCGCAGGAAGGGCAUCUUGAAACACAGCAGCAAGUACUCCACAGGCGCCGCGGACCCCGCCCUCGCCAGCCCCGACAUGCCCACACUGGAAUCCUUGCUGGAGCCCAGCGCCCCCUCUGGGGAGGGCCUCUCCCGGAGCUACAGCCGGCCUUCCAGCAUCAUCAGCGAUGACAGUGUCCUGUCCAGCGACUCCUUUGACCUGCUGGAUUUGCAGGAGAAUCGCCCUGCCCGCCAGCGCAUCCGCAGCUGCGUCUCUGCCGAAAACUUCCUCCAGAUCCAGGACUUUGAGGGGCUCCAGAACCGGCCCCGGCCCCAGUACCUGAAGCGGUACCGGAACCGGCUGGGAGACAGCAGCUUCUCCCUCCUCACGGACAUGGAUGACGUGACUCAGGUCUAUAAGAAAGCGCUGGAGAUCUGCAACAAACUCAACUAGCUCCCCAGGGUGUGGGGGCAGGGUGGGGGUGGGUACCAGGGAGGAAGGGAAGUAAUGACUUGUGCUGACCAGCUGGUUACCUCUUUGCUGGCCAUGAUAAUCGACAGAAAAAGGGUUGGUGCCAUCUUGCUUGGCCUAGUUUGCAGCCUCGAGCCAGCAGGUGGGCUCUCUGCCAGUCCUGUCAACCGCCAGUCAGAAUUUGGGUCCUAAUUGGCAUGGGCUUUAUGGCACCUCCUAGAGGACCAGCUGUCCAGGGGAGGUGGUGUUGGCCAGCACUUAGGGAGUGGGGAGGAAGCAUAUGGGAGAGGGAGCAUUUCCCUAGAAGUUGUCCAAAUGCUUCUGGAGGAGGGACAGGAGAGACUGGGGCCAUCUGCUUUGGGUGAGCUCGGAGCUUGCUUUUUCUCUCCUCACUUUAGCAAGCUUGGUCUGGCAGAAUGGGGUUGGCAAAUAGAUUUCAGCAACCUGCACUUGAAUCGGUGAUUGAUUGGUAGUGGCUGCUGGCUGUGCUGGUGUGAGUAAGGCACAUGGGAAGCAGUGCUGUGAUCAAACAGUCAUGGCUGCCGUGGGGAUGGGAAUAGGGGCGGUAGCACUGAUGCCAUAGUUGCCAUCCUUGACCUGGCAAGGCGCCUGGGAAUUAGGUUAGGGCAUCCUGUGGGAUCUGUGUUAUCUUUUAAUGCUACUGGUGUGGCAUUUGUUAAUUUGCUACCUUGAAUGGAAGACAGGGCCUUGGUCAGAGAGAAAAGGCUCUGAACUUGGCUAAGGACUUAGAGUCAGCCCAUAGUGAUUUUUUGGCUUCUUCCCAGAUGUCUGCCUUGUUCUUCAGCACAACUUCCUAAGGGUGGAUGGGGAAAGGAUGGCAGUGUCAGGGGUCAAAACCUCGGUGUAUAAUAGAGCUUGGGACUCUGUGGUCCUUGCAUGGAUGAAUGGAAAUUGACCCACACCAGCAACAGGGCAACUUACCGAUUUCUUUAACAUCUCAGUUUGAACUGGAAUGCCGCCUCUUGGGUUCCUUCUCACCUGCACGAAUGCUCUGAAUUGGAUGCAGUACUGUCCAUAGUCCCCAAAGGAGCAACUGGCUCACCCAUUGACCCUGUUUAGUAAUAGCAGACGGUUUCCCUACCCACCAAAUGUGGGAUCCUCGGAGGUAGGCGAGUUUGCUUCUAGGGAGUUAGUGUGUGGGUGGGAUAUUUGGGUGAGGAAAGGAAGGUCAGGCAGAAGGGGCUUCCCCCCAGAUCUAGGCAUUCAGUGCCAUGGGUGUGAACUCCUGGGCUUUGGGGGCGAAGAAUGUUUCAUCCAUUCAAGCGAAUAAGGUGUUGAAAGAGCGGAGUGGGUGGGAGGAAACACACAGAGGAGGAGACAUUUCCCUAAAAGCCACCCAUGUGGUUCUGGAGGAGGCGGAGGAGCCAUGUGAUAGGAUUCUUAUCUUAAAAAGCAACCGGACUAGGUAUUUAACUUCUGGACACCCAGAUUGCAGGUGACGAGACAUCGCUCCCACAGUGGGACAUCCUUAGAUACUGGGUUUGGGAUUAGUGGUCUUAUUUGUGAAUUUGGGAUGACUUCAUAUUCUACUGGCCUGGGGAAGUUGAAACCUUUGGUUUAACAUGGCAGACUUCUGGUAGCCACCUAGAAAUAGUAUGUGAGGGCUGGCGUCUUGGCAUUUUGGGGAAAACCAAUAGGCAAUGGCUCACAUGGAGAUGGGAAAGAAUUCACCUUAAGGCACUAAGAACAUUCAUUAGAAUGAAGCCGCCCUUUCCCCGAGGACAUGACUGCCUUUCUCCCCUUUGCCACCAGCUGUGGGGUUUUGGCUUGCGCACUCCCUUCAGGUUGAGCUAAGUAAUGUAUUGUGGGAAGCUUCCCGGUUUCCUUUCAUUCAAUUCCACCUCCUUCCUGAGCUCCAUUAUAGGUUCAAAAGGGAAAAAAAUUCUGUAGGUGGCAAAUUGUGUGUGGAGGGUGUGUGGGUGCAUGGAGGGCAUUCUGCAACCUCGGACUCCCUGCUCCUUAUCUCGUUUCAUGCAGCCUUUUCUGAGCACCCAGGGCCUCCAUGCUGCCGGUCCCCAUGCAUGGCAACCGGCCCGUUGGUAGCUGUCAGUGUGAUUCAGGAAUAACACCUAGCUAUGGGUUGAUUUUUUUUUUUUGCCUUCUGCCAAGUGAUUGCCUCUGUUAAGUAUUUUCCAGCCUUCUAAUUUUUAAAUAAAAAUGACACCAUUAAGGAAAACCAUUCUCAUCUCCCCCCCCAACAAAAAAAAAAAAAAAGGGAGAAACACACAUGUAUGUUCUUUUUUGUCAAUAAACCCAGACUGGAUUCUAGCAAAGACAGGCCUCCACUCAAAGGCAGAGAUUCUGAGUGGAGUCCUAGUGCGCUGCUAACUAGCUGGUGGCCUUAGGCACCUGCAGAGUUUUGGGCACUAAGUUUUCCCUUCGUUGAGAGCUGGAAGGCUAGAUUAGCUGGUCGCUCACGCCCUGCCUGGUGCUGACAUUCUGCUAAAUCCUUGGAUUCUAGAUGUGAUGUUGGCUCUGUCUUUUCAAGGAAAACCUUGGAGUAGAGGGAAAAGCCCAGAAAAGCAACUUCCUUGCUUCCUGUUUAAGUCCUACCAUCCCUACCAGCCAAUCCCCAGCCAAGGAGGUCGUGCUUGAUGCAUUUCCACGGAAUCACAAGUGGGAGACACUUUUAUGACCUGGUGGACCAGGCAGGGGAUGCGGUGUCGGCUCUCCUGGUCCCUUCCUUGCCUCCGUGGGCCUUUCAGUGUCUUAGUUUACAAGUCUGCCAAAGGAGUAGAAUGAUACUUCUUUUUACAGGUAGAUUUCAAGGCAUGAUCAGUUUUCAGGAAGUGCUUCAAGACCCCAGGCGACAUGAAAAUGCUAAGAACUCGCUGAAUUUCUAUCCCUGUUAUAAGGUGCUGCUGCUUCAGAUGACAGGGAGCACUUUUCAGGGUGAAAUUCAGGUGAGUGUCGCCCGGGCCUGCUGUCUUGAGUACAAAUGUGAAUGAUUGACUGACUGCUUAUUGCCAAACUGGAAAUGUUCUGUAGGGAUUAACUGGCUUGGUAUCAUUCCUAGAAGAAAAAAAAAAGAGAGAGAAACUUGACUGCACAUUUUUUUUUAAGAAAAAAAAAAUCCAUGUUGUGACUUUUAUUUAAUUUCUAUUUUUUUUGGUAAUAAAAAGUUGACUUUUUUAUUUGAA